AUGGGUCUGUGGUUCUAUCAGAUAGCAUGGAUUUAUAUUAGUUUUCUACAAUUUAUACAAGGAUCGUAUUGUCCCCAAACUACAUUCCCAUUAGUUCUUGGAGGAAAUAGCGGAGAAACUCACCUCAAAUCAAUUGACAUGGAUAUUUAAGAUAAUAUAGCGUUUGCUGGUUACUCAUUUGAUUCAGCCAUUUUAAAAAUCUCUUCAAAUUAAAAGCUUCCAAUUAUGGGUUUAAUAGGAGCAGGGGGAGAGUAUUAAUGGGCUAAGACCUCAGAUUUGAAUGGUUAGGAAUUUACUACUAUCAAAUUCAAUGAAGCCUAAGAUCAGUUAGUAGUUAUUAACAGUAUCCAUCCAUUGAUGAUCAUAAUAGUGCAAGCCUCAGAUGGAACUUUACUUAAAUGCAUUUAAGAUACUGUUAAUCUAGCUUAUCCAUCUUAAGAUUCUAUUCUUAGUCUUGGCUCCAAUAACGAUAUUUAUUUUGGAUUAUAAGAUUCGAAUAGUCAUUAUCUUUUAGCGUCUAUAAAUAGCGGAGGCUCAUCCGGGAUACUCUUUAAUUAAGUAGGUUAACCUCUUGAUUUAGCCUUUGGAGGAGAUCAUAAUUAUGCAUAUUUCGCUGGUUAUUUAACUAUUUCUGGUAUCCAAACUGGGGUAAUUUAAAGUACAUCAACAGUUUACAUGAAGAAUGUAGUUAUCAAAUAUGAUCAAGUCAAAAAUCAAAUUGUUUAGACAAAAAGACUUCAAUAUUCAUCUGGUCUAGCUUCUUGCUAGCAUAUAAGAAUAAUUUCAUCUACUUAACUAGAGACUAUCUAUAUCACACCGACUUUAAAAAUGUAUUAAAUUACAGUUGAUUUCGAUACUUUAUCUGCUACAUCAACAUAUAUUACACAUUUUUCUUAGUCAACCUAUUACCUGUAUACUUCAUAUUAAAGUCUAAACUAUGGAUUGAUAUUGGCUGGCUAUACUAAUAACUUUGGUGGAGGACCAACAGGUAUUCCAAAUCAAUCCUAUGGUUAAAAUAUUGGCAUUAUCAUAUCUUACUCAGUUAACUAUAGAUGUUUAGGUAGUUCAAUAACUGUUCUAGCUUCGACACCACCAUUUACCUAAGAUAGUAAUGUCAUGGCCGAUAAUUCCAACCUUUAUUCAUCUUAAACAUUAACACUGAGCGAAUCUAUACUGAGCUUUACAAAUAUAAACUCUAGAUAAUCAGGUGGCAGUUUUUCAUAUUGUGUGCAUCUCAAAUAGUAUGAAUGUGAAAAAGUCUAAUUAACAACAUCUAUCAUUAAUGACUAAGUAUUUGAUCUAAGAUUAGGCGAUGGAUAUGUUAUAGCCGAAGUGAACUGGCCCUAAUCCUAUUAAGUUGAAUGUCCUUAUAAGGUAGAUGUAACUUCAAUCAGAAAUGAGGAUUCAUUGUAGUAUACUUCCUUAUCUAUAUCAUUUAUCUCGGAGCCAACUCAUUUUUAACUAAAAUCAAAUGGACUAAAUCUAGAUGGGACCUACUAAAUAACUAUAAUUAUAAAAGUGCCUUCAGUUUCAGAUUAUAUUGGUUCAUCUAACCUUUAUACCUCAUAAAUUCAUUCAACUACCUUUUAAAUUGUAGUUCCAUCCUUAUGCUAUUACAACUAAGUUACUGCAAUUCCCUAACUUGAUCCUAUUAUCGUGCAAGUUUCAAAUACUUAAGUAAUUAAAAUGAUAGAUUUUAAAGAAUCUAUGGUUGGCUGUUCAAACCUAGUAUAUUCAGUAAUUUCAACAAUACCAAGUUUUAUAAUAUUCAAAUCAUCUCUUAAAUCUAUUACAGUGGCUCCAGCAAAGGAUACACUUUCAAAUAGCAUUGAUUAAACUGAUUAUAAAAUAGAAAUAGUUGCUAAGCCAAACAUUAUAAUAAUAGACUUACCAACUCUACCAGAUCCACUAGAGUUUCUUGGCAUCAAGGAUUAUAGAAUAAGAUGUGGUGUAUUAUCGAAGAAAAAUAUUUUCUUAACAUUUGAGAAGUAACUCUAUUUUCAUUAGCUAUUUACUAUAAACUUUCAAUUCGGAGAGGCUUCCUCCUUUACAAAGUAUUAAUCAGGAUUUUUGAUAUUUGAACCAACAGAUGAUUAAUAAGGAGUUUAUAAAAUAUAUUCAGAGAUCUAGAUACUCUCUACUUUGGAAAUAAGAUUGCUUUUAUUCACUCUUACUGUUCUACCAAAGUAGAAAGUAGUUUAAAUUAAUCAUACAAGCAGCUCUUAUAAUACUGAAGAAAUAUAAUCUCCAAGUCAAAUAUACGCCUCUAUUAUUUAGAUAAGUAAUACUGGGGUAGUCAUAAUUAAAUUCGACAAAGAAAUAGAUACACUUCCUACAAAUAUCACAUAAAUAGAUUAGUAUCAGACUUUGAAAAUUUAUGUUAGAGAUGGCCUUACUGAAGUAAUAGAUCUAAAUUAGCAAAAUGUUACAGCUUUUGAAUUAAUCUCCUAUACUAGGUAAAAUCUAAAACUGCAACUAUAUUUCUCUUUCUCAAAGGGUAUAUCUCAAAAAUCACAGAAGGAUGCCCUAGUAAUUCUUUAACUCAAGUAUCCUAUUUCAUAUCACAUUUUUACUUUAGCUGCAAUGAUGGUUUUAUAAUAAGCAGGUAGUGGCAGUAAGAACACUCUGCUAUUUGCAGUUGGAAUCAAUGUAUUCUUAUAAUUAGCCAGCAGAUUUUCUAUGAAACUCUUGUGGAGAAUGAUGAGUGUACUAUAAAUGAUUGUUAGUGUGCCUUUAAUGGGUAUUAAUCUUCCCUCAAAUGUCCUAGUAGGAUUUGAUUAAUUAGUUGGUAUUACUUCUCUAAGGAUCAUUGAUUCAGCUACUAUAAAACGUUGGUUUUUUAAUUACUUAGAUAAUUCAAACGAAGGAAUAAAAGAUCAAUUUAAUAAUUCAGAUAUCUUUUGA
Molecule: messenger RNA, 2904 nt
Organism: Stylonychia lemnae
Lineage: Eukaryota; Ciliophora; Spirotrichea; Sporadotrichida; Oxytrichidae
Source: the annotation of a GenBank genome assembly